This is a messenger RNA of Soboliphyme baturini, 1502 nucleotides long. Lineage: Eukaryota; Metazoa; Nematoda; Enoplea; Dioctophymatida; Soboliphymatidae. The record is from the annotation of a GenBank genome assembly.
AUGAGGCCGUUGUUGAACGACGAGAAAUAUGAGCGGAUGGUAAAGCUGUCGAAUGAGUUCAAAAAUACUAUUGGACCGCGGUUGCAACGAUAUCUUUGUGUCAAAGCACUGUUCGCUUCGAAUUACGUGUCUGACUGGUGGGAAGAGUACGUCUAUCUCCGAAGCCGAGCGCCAAUCAUCAUUAAUAGCAACUACUAUGGGUUGGAUUAUAUUGGUGACCCGCCUACAAAGAUAUGGGCAGCGCGAGCAGCUAACAUAACCUAUGGUGCACUGCUGUUCAGGCGGCUUAUCGAGAGACAGGAACUCAAGCCGAUCACAAUUUGCAGUGUGCCACUUUGUUCAGGACAGUACGAAAGAACCUUCAACACGACUAGGGUACCGGGGAUAAAUGGUGAUGUCCUGAAGCAUUAUGAAGACUCCCGUCAUAUUGUAGUGUUUCAUCAUGGCUGUUGGUUCCGAGUUACCAUUCACAAUGGAAGACGGCUGCUAACUCCACGAGAGUUAGAAAUAACAUUCCAGAAGAUAUUGGAUUCAGAUUGUCAGCCUGAUCCUGAUGAAAUGCAUAUUGCUGCCCUCACCGCCGCUAACAGAAAGUUUUGGGCAGAAGUACGUUUGCAGUUGCUGAACGACGGUGCAAAUAAGCAGUCUGUGACUAGUAUCGAAACAGCCGCAUUUGCCAUAUGCUUCGAUGACGAUGAAUACGGCUAUGAUCCGAAUGACUACACUAAGUUGGACCACUGGGCAGGAAGCAUGCUUCAUGGAAACGGGUUUGACCGUUGGUUUGAUAAAUCAUUCAAUUUCAUAGUCGGAAGGAACUGUAAGAUUCGAGAAUCUAUCAAUCUCAGCCUGCAGAAUGUGCAAAACUUAAUUCAGGAAGUUGACCUCAAAAUACUGAUGUACAAGGAAUACGGAAAGGGAUUCAUAAAAAAGUGUCAUCUCUCGCCAGACGGAUAUAUUCAGGCUGCCUUGCAGCUCGUAUAUUAUCGGGACCAAGGAAAGUUUUGUCUUACUUAUGAGUCAUCGAUGACGCGUUUGUUCAGAGAUGGUCGUACAGAAACUAUCAGAGCAAAAGAAAGAAAACGAAAACUGCUGAAAGCAGCCUGCGAAGUACAUCGGACAGCUUGUAUUGACGCCAUGUGUGGCAAGGGCGUUGAUCGACACCUGUUUUGUUUAUACGUUGUCGACCGAUACCUUGAAUUGGAUUCUCCUUUCCUCAAAGAGGUUUUGUCUGAGCCGUGGCUUCUUUCCACUAGUCAGACUCCGCAGAAUCAGUCGGCGCUGGUCGAUUACAAGAAGUGCCCUCAAUUCGUUACUUUUGGAGGUGGGUUUGGUCCAGUUGCCGAUGACGGGUAUGGUGUGUCAUAUAUAGUUGUUGGCGAAGACACGAUAAACUUUCAUGUUUCAUCCAAGAGUUCUUGCGCCAAAACGGUGAGCACAAAUACUAUUUUUGUCUUUAACUUGCAAUGCCAGCUUUGUCACGGAUUUCUGAAUAUUUCAUAACU